Messenger RNA from Cololabis saira (Pacific saury), 1481 nucleotides. RefSeq names its product selenoprotein P2 (gene selenop2). Gene Ontology annotation, cellular component: extracellular region. Lineage: Eukaryota; Metazoa; Chordata; Actinopteri; Beloniformes; Belonidae. The record is from RefSeq and is a predicted model, not a curated record. The transcript is spliced from 5 exons. Gene Ontology annotation, molecular function: selenium binding. Gene Ontology annotation, biological process: selenium compound metabolic process.
AGUGCUUAUACAACAUCGGAGGCUUUAAAAACAACAGGACUUUGCUGUGUUUCAGUGCAGGUCACAGUACAGAGGGAGGACAGAGGAAGAUUGGGUCCAGUCAGACGGAGUCACCAUGCGCUCUCUGCUGACGCUGUGGCUGUGUACGGCCCUGCCGGGUCUGCUGCGGGCCUCAAACGUCACCCUGUCUGUAGAGGGGGACCAUGACACCUCCAAGAUCUGCAAACCCGCCCCCGAGUGGGACAUAAAGGGGCGGGCGCCGAUGCAGGAGGUUCUGGGAAAUGUGGUGGUGGUGGCUCUUCUGAAGGCCAGCUGACGGUUCUGCCUCAUUCAGGCAACCAAGAUCGGAAGCCUGCGUUCCAAACUGAACCGCAGCAACCUGACGGAUGUGUCCAUCAUGAUAGUUAAUGAGCUGGAGCUUCACUCCAGGGUCAUGUACUCGGAGCUGAAGAGAAGAGCGCCCCCUGGAGUCCCCGUCUAUCAGCAGAGUCCUUUUCAAAAUGAUGUGUGGGAGACCCUGGAUGGAGACAAAGAUGACUUCCUGAUCUACGAUAGAUGUGGCCUCCUCACCUUCCACAUCGUGCUGCCGUACAGUUACCUGCAUUAUCCUUAUGUAGAGGCUGCAAUCAGAGCAACUUAUCAUAAAGAUAUCUGCAAUUGUUCAUCUGAUUUUUCUUUAUCAAGACGCGUUAACAUCACGGUGAAGAAUGACACCGCUCAGUUUAACCUCAACGGAACAACCGUUGAUGACCUGGAAGAGGAAGACACUCUCUCGAUGGGGAACCACAGUCUUCAUCAUCACCAUCGUCAUGAUCAUCACCAUCACCACCCUCAUCACGGCCACCAGGAUCAAGACAUCCAGCCUCACAAUCAGUCCCAGCCUCAUAGCGGAGCAGCACAUCAUCAUCAUCAGCAUCAGCACCAUCACGGUCACCAUCACGGUCACCAUCACGGUCACCAUCAGCACGGCAGCCACCACAAUCACGGUGGUGCUUAGAUAAAGUGCAGCUCAUUUAAAAGUGCCUCAUCUUGCUUCUUUUAUCUUCAGCUUUUCAGAAUGUGUGUACUUAGGCUUUUAUUUUGAUGCCAUGUUUGAACUUCUUUCAUUCUUGACGUAUGGAGCUCGCUGAGCAGCUGAAUCUGUUUCAGCCAGUUAUCAGGUUGAAGCUUCUCUGUUGGCAUUUCCCCCGUCGCCCUCCUCUGUCUGGACCAGGUAUCCACGUCUCCUCGUCCUCCCCCGUUAAUGACGUUCACGGUGCAAAACCUGCCUGCAGGAGGCCGUGAGCAGACGUGUGGGGAGAGGUGUGAGGAAGCAGGGGUUCUGGUCACCGGCACAGAGGCGGCGGUGGUGUGUGGGGUGCCGCUAGGGAGAUUUCAGUUAGGUCACCGUCUGAAGCGGAUUCUGCUCUCAGCUCAGUUCACUGUGAAUCAGAGCAAUCCUCUGAAGAGUUUAACAAGAAAUAAAUGGAUUCAUUCACUAA